AUGGCUUCCGCCUCGCUGGAAGAGGAUUUCCAAAUCAUAUCGUCUCUGCGCUAUGAUCCUGCGCUUCGAAGUUUGAGCACUAAGAAAGCCGCGGACAAAUGUUUUCACCCUUCCAGCACGCCAUACUACCUGCUUCCUUACCAUCAGGCACGGCUUCGUAAUGCGGCAAAAUGCUUCGGUUGGAAGGAGGCUCUGUCAUUUCUACAAAAAGACCUCACCCAACUCUCUGAAUACCUUGAUACUUACAUCUUUGACAAGACGAGACCUUGGCGCAUCCGGAUCGUCAUUGACCGCAGCGGAGCGUGCACUGUUGAGGUCAACCCGACAGCAUCGAUUGACCCGUUGAACAUGCUCAUCCCCAAUCGAGAACAUACACAAUCAAACCUAUGGAGUAUUUAUGUGGAUACGGGGUGUAUAAAUCCAUCCGCGUUCACGAGGCACAAGACUACCGCUCGCGAUUUCUACAAUGCAGCACGGGUCAGAGCGGGGAUCAUGUCCCCGUUAGACCAGGCUGAGGUACUGCUUGUAAACCCCGAGGGUCAAGUUAUGGAAGGGAGCAUCACCACACCCUACUUCCGGCGCAGGCGACCCGUAAGUAAGGGUGAGAGCCUAGAGAGUGAUACAGAGCCAGACUGGGUCACGCCUCCCCUCUCAAGUGGUGGUAAUGCAGGCACAACAAGGCAUUAUGCGUUGGCUGAAGGGUUCUGUGCAGAGCAGAUCAUUGAAGUUGCUGACUUGAUCGAUGGCGAAGAGUGUUGGCUCAGUAACGGUGUCCGGGGCUUCAUCCGUGGUAGAAUUGUCUUAAACAGACCCGAUGAUGGGCAAAAGGUGAUUGAGCAGAAUGGAGAGCUGAUCAUCCCCAAAACCUUACUGACUGUGUUGGAACUUAACAAGCAGUCUCGCCCACAACCACAACGCCACCCCCAGCCCAACUCCCACAAUUCACAUUCCCAUAUAUCCAUCCCAUCCAUCAGUCGAACUUAUCAUAUCAUCUCUCAGAUCAAAUCCACACAUCAACCCGUCCGUCCAUCCCUACCUCAAUCAAUUCGUCUGUAUGCAUCAGCAGCUGCAAGAAUGAAAUUCUUCGAGAAUGUCUCUACAUACGACUACUCCUUCCCAGCCGUGUCGCUGGCUUACUUCCUCCGCUAUCCUAACCCGUACUCUCGCCAUGUUCUAACCACUGAUGUCAUUGACCGUUAUGUCGACCCGGACACGAAACGCCUCCACACCAUUCGUCUGCACCUCAAGAAGUCUAAGGUUCCGUCGGGGAUUCUGAAGUUGCUGCCAAAGGGAAUGGGCGGCUCGGACAGUUCCGGACAGAGCUACAUCCUCGAAACGACCAUCGUUGACGUCAAUGAAGGCUGGAUGAGGACUGAGUCGCGCAACAUGGAGUGGACCGGGAUCCUGAGUGUGGUGGAAAAGCAAUUCUACCAACGUCAGCCGCUGGAGGGGGCUCUCGACCGACUUCAAGGGCUUCACCUUGACGCCAAGUUGAGCGAGCAGACAACAGUUAAGACAACGGUCACGUUCCACUCCCGAUUCGGACAAGGAAAGUUACUUGGCCGGAGACAGGCAGAAGCCGGUGACCAAGUUGUCGAAGUCGAGGAUGAGGCUCCCAAGAGAGGCUUCUUCACGUCGUUAUCCACGGCAGGCAUCCAGCGCACGAUUGAGCUAAUCGGAUUGAAUCGUACCCGGGACGCUAUCCUCAAGAGUAAACAAGGCAUGAAUGUCGUCCUGGAACGUCUGCGCAGCGGUGGUAUUGUGGGUGUCCUCGAGGGCAUGCGCCAGGAUCGGGAAGCCAUUGUCGGGCCGGAGGGUCCGUGGAAGCGCGUUUGGCUCAGAGGUAAUGGGGAAGAUGAUGAACAUUGA
Aspergillus aculeatus ATCC 16872 is the source of this 1869-nucleotide messenger RNA. RefSeq lists its product as uncharacterized. The coding region runs from base 1 to 1869 and encodes 622 amino acids. Gene Ontology annotation, cellular component: mitochondrial intermembrane space. Gene Ontology annotation, molecular function: catalytic activity; phosphatidic acid transfer activity. Gene Ontology annotation, biological process: phospholipid transport. The transcript is spliced from 2 exons. Lineage: Eukaryota; Fungi; Ascomycota; Eurotiomycetes; Eurotiales; Aspergillaceae. The record is from RefSeq and is a predicted model, not a curated record.